AUGGCUCUGCAAAGGCAGCUCGCCAGAUCCGGCACCCAAUUCGCAAAGACAUCGAUCCCCCGCGUCCAGUCACGAAACCUCCAGGACAUUGCCAUCACCAGAACCGGCAAGCCCAUCAUCAGAAUCUCCGGUGGAAGAUCCUCUCUCGGAGGUCAUACCGCUACCGUCUUCGGUGCCACUGGUUUCCUCGGCCGCUACAUCGUCAACAGACUUGCACGUGCCGGAUGCACCGUCGUCGUCCCCUUCCGUGAGGAGAUGGCCAAGCGCCAUCUCAAGGUCUCCGGUGAUCUGGGCCGCGUUGUCUUCCUUGAAAUGGAUCUCCGCAACACUGCUUCUAUCGACGAGUCUGUCCGUCAUUCCGACAUUGUCUACAACUUGAUCGGCCGCGACUACCCCACCAAGAACUUCGACCUCGAGGACGUCCAUGUUGAGGGUGCUACCCGUAUCGCCGAUGCUGUCGCCAAGUACGAUGUCGACCGCUUCGUCCACGUUUCCUCGCACUCGGCCUCCUUGGACUCGCCCUCCGAGUUCUACCGUACCAAGGCCCGUGGCGAGGAGGCUGUCCGCAACAUCUUCCCCGAGACGACAAUUGUCCGCCCUGCCCCUAUGUUCGGCUUCGAGGACCGUCUGCUUCACCGCAUCGCCAAGGCUUCCAACAUGUUCACAUCCAACAACAUGCAAGAACGCUUCAACCCUGUCCACGCCAUUGACGUUGGUUCCGCUCUCGAGAAGAUGUUGCAAGACGACAGCACCGCUGGUGAGACCUACGAGCUUUACGGCCCCAAGCAGUACUCGAUGGCCGAGAUCAAGGAGCUCGUCGAGCGCGAAAUCCUCAAGACCAGACGUCACAUCAACAUUCCUCCUCAAAUCAUGUCUCCUGUCGCACAGCUGAUGAACAAGUUCGUCUGGUACAGCGUCAUGAGCAAGGACUCGGUCGCUCGUGAGUUCAUCGACCAGACUAUUGACCCUUCAGCAAAGACCUUCAAGGACUUGGGUAUCGAGCCCACCGACCUUGCCAACUUCACAUACCACUAUCUCCAAGCAUACCGUAGUUCGUCCUACUACGAUUUGCCUCCCAUGACCGAGCGUGAGAAGAGAGAGGAGAAGAAGUACCUUCACGUUCUCGACGACCAGUAA
Aureobasidium namibiae CBS 147.97 is the source of this 1137-nucleotide messenger RNA. Its product is annotated as putative NADH-ubiquinone oxidoreductase 39 kDa subunit. Gene Ontology annotation, molecular function: protein-containing complex binding. The record is from RefSeq and is a predicted model, not a curated record. Gene Ontology annotation, cellular component: mitochondrion. Bases 1 to 1137 code for a protein of 378 amino acids. Lineage: Eukaryota; Fungi; Ascomycota; Dothideomycetes; Dothideales; Saccotheciaceae. The transcript is spliced from 6 exons.